Molecule: messenger RNA, 577 nt
Organism: Symbiodinium sp. CCMP2592
Lineage: Eukaryota; Dinophyceae; Suessiales; Symbiodiniaceae
Source: the annotation of a GenBank genome assembly
GAGAUAUCGUGAAAGCAGCGGCGACGCACCACGGAGAGGCUUUGCGCUACGCUUCUGAGGAGCUGAAGGCGGACCGUUCUCUCGUCACGUUCGCCGUGGAGCGUCAUGUCACGGCCCUGCAGUUUGCCGCCGACAACCUGCGCGCCGAUCGUGCCUUUGUCGAGUCGCUCAUGGCCAAGAAUCCAAGAGCUUUCGCCCAUGCGGCGGAGUCGCUCCGUUCCAACCGCGACCUUGUGUUUGCCAUGGUGAAGAAGGAUGAGAACAUGCUCCAGUAUGCUUCCGAUGAGCUUCGAGCUGAUCGCGAUUUCAUCCUGCAGGUCGUCCAGAUCCAUGGAGAUGCUGUGCGCCAUGCUUGGCAUACUCUCUGGGAGGACCAUGAGGUGAUCCUCACCGCUGCACAGCAGAACCCCAGAGCUAUCCGCCAUGCGGGGAAGACCCCUCAGCGAGCCGGACCGGUCGUUUCAUCUGAGGAUGUCGGCGCCCGCCAGGGACCGGCCGCCCUCCCUUUGGUUGACACGUACAAGAACAACCGCGACUUCGUCUUGGGCAUGGUGACGAAGAACUGGCGCGACUUGAG